Messenger RNA from Aspergillus clavatus NRRL 1, 1485 nucleotides. Its product is annotated as hydroxyacid-oxoacid transhydrogenase. The transcript is spliced from 3 exons. Lineage: Eukaryota; Fungi; Ascomycota; Eurotiomycetes; Eurotiales; Aspergillaceae. The coding region runs from base 1 to 1485 and encodes 494 amino acids. The record is from RefSeq and is a predicted model, not a curated record. Gene Ontology annotation, molecular function: alcohol dehydrogenase (NAD+) activity; metal ion binding. Gene Ontology annotation, cellular component: mitochondrion.
AUGGUCGCCCCCUCAAUACGUGUGGCCCCCUCCGCCGCCAACAAAGCCCUCAACCUGUUGCGCACCGUCCAGUACACCCAUCCUCCUUCAUGUCCCUGUCAUUCCAAUCCCAACCACCACCACCAUCACACCCCAUCUCUGGCCAAACAGGUGCGCCGACAUCUGGCCACCCCCGUCGAUGCCUCCCGUCAGAAAGAGUAUGCCUUUGAAAUGGCCGCCUCCAGUAUCCGUUUCGGCCCCGGCGCUACCAAGGAGGUCGGCAUGGACUUUGCCAACAUGAAGGCCAAACGCGUGUGUAUCGUCACCGAUGCCAACGUCUCCAAGUUGGAUGCCAUGAAGCAGGCCGUCGAGGGCUUGACGCGCGAGGGCAUCGAGUUUACCAUCUAUGAUAAGGUCCGGGUGGAGCCCAAAGAUAGCUCGGUCAAGGAUGCCAUUGCGUUCGCAAAACCGUAUAACCCCGAUGCCUUCCUUGCUGUUGGUGGUGGCUCCGUCAUCGACACCGCCAAACUCAUGAACCUCUACACCGUCUACCCGGAUGCCGACUUCCUCGACUUCGUCAAUGCCCCCCUGGGCAAGGGCUUGCCCGUCACCAAAGCGCUGCGCCCCCUGGUCGCCGUGCCCACCACCGCCGGCACUGGCUCCGAGACCACGGGCACCGCCAUCUUCGAUCUCGUCGCCAAAAAGGCCAAGACGGGCAUCGCCCACCGCAACCUCAAGCCGACCCUGGGCAUCUGCGACCCGCUCAAUACCCGUACCAUGCCGUCCGCCGUGCAUGCCGCCUCCGGCCUCGACGUGCUCUGCCACUCGCUCGAGUCCUGGACCGCCAUCCCCUACCACGAGCGCACCCCACGGCCCGAUAACCCCAUCAACCGCCCCGCCUACCAGGGCGCCAACCCCAUCUCCGACAUCUUCUCACUGCAGGCCCUGCGCAGCACCGUCAAGUACCUGCCCCGUGCCGUCCGCGACCCGGACGACUUCGAGGCCCAAUCCCAGAUGCUACUCGCCGCCACCCUGGCCGGCGUCGGCUUCGGCAACGCCGGCGUCCACCUCUGCCACGGCAUGAGCUACCCCAUCUCCAGCCAGAACCCGGGCUACCGCCACGCCGGCUACGCCGUCGACCACCCCAUCAUCCCCCACGGCGUCUCCGUGGCCGUCACCGCCCCGGCCGUCUUCCGCUUCACCGCCGCCUCCAACCCGGACCGCCACCUGGCCGCCGCCGAGGCCUUUGGCGUCGACAUCUCGACCGUCAAGCGCGAGAGCGCCGGAGAGGUGCUCGGCGAGGCCAUCGCCCAGUUUCUGGUCGAGCUGGGGGACCAGCCCCGGGGACUGAAGGAUCUCGGCUUCCAGGCCUCGGACAUCGACUCGUUGGUGGAGGGCACGAUCCCGCAGAAGCGGGUGCUGAUGCUGGCGCCGAACCUCAAUGCCGAGCUGGAGCGGGAGCGGGAGGAGCUGCGCGGGUUAUUGGAGCAGUCGUUGGAUUAUUAG